ACAGAGAGAGAGAGAGAGAGAGAGAGAGAGAGUCCGGCUGCUGCCGCCGAGCUGCCCGGCCGCUCCUGCUGAGGGGAAGAGGAGGAAACAUGAGCUCCAGGAAAGUGAUGGCCAUCCAGGCCAGGAAGAGGAGGCCGAAGGGGAAGAAAGACAAAACCGGUCACCAUCGGAGGCCUGAGACCCAGCAGAAAGCCCCGGUGAGCGCCCCUCCUCCCCCGCCACCCCCUCCACCUCCCCCUGAGCCGGCAGGGCCCCCAGAGCCGGAGGAGGAGAUCCUGGGCUCCGACGAUGAGGAGCAGGAGGACCCUGCAGACUACUGCAAAGGAGGGUACCAUCCGGUGAAGAUCGGGGAUUUGUUCAACGGGAGGUACCAUGUGAUCAGGAAGUUGGGGUGGGGCCAUUUCUCCACCGUAUGGCUGUGCUGGGACAUACAAGUGAAGAACUUUGUGGCGAUGAAGGUGGUGAAGAGCGCCCAGCAUUACACAGAAACAGCCCUGGAUGAGAUCAAACUGCUGCGAUGUGUGAGAGAGAGCGACCCCAUCGACCCCAACAAGGACAUGGUGGUUCAGCUGAUAGACGACUUCAAGAUCUCUGGAGUCAAUGGCAUACAUGUGUGUAUGGUGUUUGAGGUGCUGGGUCACCACCUGCUGAAGUGGAUUAUUAAAUCCAACUACCAAGGUCUCCCACUUCCGUGCGUCAAAAGCAUUAUAAAACAGGUCCUGCAGGGUCUGGACUACCUCCACACUAAAUGUAAAAUCAUCCACACAGACAUCAAGCCAGAGAACAUCCUGAUGUGUGUAGAUGAUGCAUUUGUUAGGCGCAUGGCCAUGGAGGCAACUGAAUGGCAGAAAGCUGGAGCCCCCCCACCGUCUGGAUCAGCAGUUAGCACAGCCCCCCAGCUCAAACCGGUGAGUACAACAGAUGUGGGGAAGAUCUCCAAGAAUAAGAAGAAGAAGCUGAAGAAGAAACAGAAGCGGCAGGCUGAGCUGCUGGAGAGGCGGAUGCUUGAGAUCGAGGCUCUGGAGAGAGAAGCUGAGAAGAGGGAGGAGAGAGCCAAAGAAGGAGGAGAGAAAGGGGCACACGAACACAACCUGCCUUCACCGCUGCAGCCACCGCCACCGCCACCAGGCCCCAUCAUGGCCCUGGGGGAGAGCGAUGAGGACGAUGAGGACGAGGAGGACGGGGAAGACGAGGAGGAGGAAGGAGGAGAGAGGGAGAGGCCCAUCAGGUUGACCAAUCAUACAUGCGCAGCGCAUCCCGAGGAGCAGAGUGAGGCACCCCACACUGACGAUGACCCUGAUGAGGAGGUGGAGGAUGAGGAGCGUACACCCGUUGCUGAAAAAGAUGCCUCCAUCCCCCCCACCACUGAGGAAGGUAAUGGAGAUCCAACGCAAGCAGAGGUAGAGGAAGAGGAGGAGGAGGAGGAGGAUGAGGAGGAGGAGGAGGGAUUGAAAGGUACGGAGGAGAAAGUAGAGGAGGAGGAGGAGGAAGAAGAAGAGGAGGAGAAAGAGACUGAAAAAGAGAAAAAUGACACAGAGGAGCCAAAGAGUGAGAACAAAACAGAGGAGGAGGCAGUGGUGGAGGAGGAGGAUGAUGAGGAGGAAGAGGAGGGCGAGGAUGAGGAUGAGGAAGAGGAAGACGAGGACAAGGACACGACGACUGAACUCCUCACGGACACCACCUCCCCCAUAAAAUCCCACAUCAACAAAACCAAUUUGGCCAAAACCAACGGCCAUGUUUUGUUGGGGUCUGAGGGACUGAAACCCAACCCUGGCAUGCCUCCACCCCCCUCCCCCACCCCUGAGCCUCUCCACUGCCCCCUGGUGGAGUCCGAGCUCAGCUACACGGACAGGGACAACUCUAUCAGCUCUGGUUAUGAGAUGUAUAACGGCGAGGUGAACGAGCCGGGGUUGACCAACGGCUCCAGCGAGCGCUAUCGGGCCACAAUGCCUCUCUUCCCUGAUUUGCCCCUGGAUCCUGAGCCUGGAAACCCCAUACCGGUUGGGACGGUGGACAUCGGAGCAGGACCGUCACCCAACAGCCCCGCAGCUGACCGCAGUCGCACUGUGUCAUCCUCAAGCACAGGAGACACACCCAAAGUCCGGGCCAGAGCUGCAGACCUCCUGAUCAACCCACUAGACCCGCGCAAUGCUGAGUCUAUUCGAGUCAAAAUUGCCGAUCUCGGAAACGCCUGCUGGGUGCACAAGCACUUUACAGAGGACAUCCAGACAAGACAGUAUCGUUCCAUUGAAGUCCUGAUAGGAGCCGGUUACAGCACUCCUGCUGACAUCUGGAGUACUGCCUGCAUGGCGUUUGAGCUGGCCACUGGAGAUUACCUGUUUGAGCCCCACUCUGGAGAGGACUAUUCCCGUGAUGAGGACCACAUAGCCCACAUCAUAGAGCUGCUGGGCUGUAUUCCAAGGCACUUUGCGCUCUCCGGAAAAUAUUCCCGGGAGUUCUUCAACAGAAGAGACCACAUCGCUCUGAUCAUGGAGCUCCUUGGGAAGGUCCCACGCAAAGUGUUCGCUGCCGGGAAGUACAGCCGAGAGUUUUUCUCCAAGAAAGGUGAGCUGAGGCACAUCACCAAGCUGAAGCCGUGGUCCCUGUUUGACGUGCUGGUGGAGAAGUACGGCUGGUCACAUGAGGAUGCCGGUCACUUCACUCACUUUCUUCUGCCCAUGCUGGAGAUGGUUCCCGAGAAGAGGGCCUCGGCCGGCGAUUGCCUCAACCACCCCUGGCUCAACUCGUAGCCACAAACUCUGAUCAGACGCCCUCCUCCCCUCGUCCCCCAACAGUUAGCCCAAACAUCACCCCUGGUGUGGCAGCCUGUGGAACAACAGCGUGGAGUCGGAGUAGAUGAGAAAGACUUACUCUUUCCUGCCCUAUCUCACACAUGCACCCUCACAUGCUAAUCUGAGUAGGCUUAACUCCCACACAAGCCCCUCCAUCUUCUCCAAAAAGGAAUGUAAAGACAUGCUUAUGGAGAUAAUAUGACAUAGUAGCUGUGUCUUCCAAAACAUCUCCCAAAAAGAUUCUGAUAAUUUGAGGAUGGAUGCUGCUCACACCAUAAAAAGGAGAAGUAGGACUCUGUCUCCGGUCUGAAAAGAGAUGUGAUUUCUUCUUCUCUUCUGCCGUCAAGAUGUCAGCCAGUCCCUUCCAUCACUGAUCUACCUAUCUCCUCUUAAGUCUCACUUUUACCUUGUUUGGUUCCAGUCAUGAGCCACUGACAGCUACUUAUCUUUUCAAAGAUGAGGAAGACAACUCAACGAAAAGAUGUUGCAGCUGACUGCCCAGAGCUCCAUCUGCCAUGACCUUUACUUCGCCGGGGCCUCAAAGACAGACAAGUGUGUGUAUUAUUAUGUGUGAGAAUGAGCGUAUGUGUCUGUCAGGAGAUCUACUCAAGAUCUGUCUACAUGGACCCUUCUCCUCCCUUUCCAGCCCAGUAGCUUCCCUCCCUCACCCUGCUGUGGAAGAAGCAUCCACGUUGGACUAAAGUUUACACCCUGAUUUCUUCCAAGAAUCCUUCUCCAAAAGCCCCCUCUUAACCUGUUUGGUUCCCCACCCCCACCUUCCUAAAUGAGCUGCGUGCUCCUGCCGGGGGCUGCCACAGAGAACUGGAGGGCAGCCAGUCCUCCAGGGGGCACCACACUGACAGUUGUCACUCUGACAGAGACAGAUAGAGAAAGUGCGGGAUGAGCAAAAAACAAAAAUACAAUCAAUUUAAGAUGGAGGAGGACUGCUUGGUCUUUAAAGACUAUUUUUAAAAUGCAUGGAGAGACUGAUGGAUCAGCAUGAACGGAUAUAACAAACGGACGAUGGAUGCAUUAUUUUAGUUGUGCGCUGGUUUCUUUCCUGUUUAGUCAUCCCUCUUGGACAUUCUGUUAGAAAGAAUUAUGUUAGGAUAUUUUCGGCGCCCCCUCUGAGGAAGGUCACUAUGUUACAACCCUCUCUCGCCUUCAGCUUUUGACAUUCCUAAAUCUUGGUCCUCUGCCAUCAUUCCUGAUUUUAGUCCCUUGCUCUAAACCAAGAACAAUUAUGUUGAGUCCUGCUGUGGCACGUUUACCAGAUCUGAUUGGUACUAUUCUCCCUUUUUCUUUUCCUCUAGAGGAACCCUUUGAUCCCUGAGCUUCUCCAGAAAGGGGAUGGUCACAUGAAGGUUGCACUUGUCUUUGUAGAUGUCCUUCAGGGAUUUGAAACCUUUGUACAUAUAACUGAGAUCUGGCAACGCCGAUAAGAGACCGUGGACAAAGUUUCAACACACAAGCAUCAUUCCAAAAACCAGAGGCUGUUGUUGGCAGAACUUGACUUCUCUGUUACAGUUGUGGGGGGUGGGGGUUGGUGUCAUAGCUCCAGCCCUGGAGGAAUGUUCUGACUGAACUGUGCCACCCGGUGGCUACAUGAGAGUACUGCAUCGCCACACACUGCUGCUGCUCUCAGUGCCAACGCUCCAAGACGUUCCACUAUAUCUCUUCACUUAAUCUCUGUUUCUCUGUCUCUCUCACACACACAUACACACAAACACACACAUACACACAGACACACACAAACUUGCAUUAUCACAAUUAGUCCAGUUGCCUAUUUUUCGCAAUAAAUGAAAAAAAAGAUGAGUAUAAGUAAAUGGUGAGAUAUUUUUAAAAACUAUUUAAUUCAGUAAAAAAAAAAGAGGAAAAAAAAGAAAACAAUUUUUCUCUGGUUGUCGUGACCGUGACAGAAUCUCGUCUUAUACUGAGGUGAUUGUGUUUGUCUAUUAGAGAUGUUUUUAUUUCUUUUGUCAUUAUUAUUAUUAUUUAUUAUAAUUAUUAUUAUUGAAAGAUUUUUUACACAGUUGUCACCUCUCCCCUCCCUCCUUACUUGAACAGUGCUGCUCUAUCUGGGCUCUUGAUGGUGAUGAAAAAAAAAUCAACAGUUUUGCAAUAAAGGGUAUGUGAUAAAUUUUUUUUUUUUUUUUUUUUUUUGCACCAAAACCUCCUGAUCUCACUCUUUCAGCCAUGCUGACUGUUCUUCCUGAUGACAUUGACAAAAUCGCGUCUCUUGUCUGUGUUUUUCAUUGACAGAUUUAAUAAAAUUGUAAAUUAAUGGAC
Molecule: messenger RNA, 5081 nt
Organism: Thunnus maccoyii (southern bluefin tuna)
Lineage: Eukaryota; Metazoa; Chordata; Actinopteri; Scombriformes; Scombridae
Gene: srpk2
Product: SRSF protein kinase 2
Exons: 19
Coding region: 90-2750 (886 amino acids)
Biological process (GO): spliceosomal complex assembly; regulation of mRNA processing; protein phosphorylation
Molecular function (GO): ATP binding; protein kinase activity
Source: RefSeq, a predicted model, not a curated record